GCUCUGCAGUCUGCAGUCUGCACACACGAUCGAGAAACACAAUUGACAGUACAGAAUUUGUAAGUUGUUGAUUUGCGCCAUGAGAAGGCUUCUCCCGCUCGCCGGCGCCACGCUGCUGAUCGCGGCGGCCGGCGGCGCCAGCGGGCAGCAGGCGGGUGUUGGGUCGAUCAUCACGCGGGCGAUGUUCGAGUCGAUGCUGAGCCACCGUGGGGACCAAGGUUGCCAGGGCGCCUUCUACACCUACGACGCGUUCAUCAAGGCCGCCGGAGAUUUCCCUAGAUUCGGCACGACCGGCAACGACGAAACGCGCCGGCGCGAGCUCGCCGCUUUCUUUGGCCAGACCUCCCACGAAACUACAGGUGGAUGGGCAACUGCUCCUGAUGGACCCUUUGCUUGGGGAUACUGCCGGGUGAACGAGAUCACGCCGUCGGACCCGCCCUACUACGGCCGAGGACCCAUACAGCUUACUCAUAAGUACAACUACCAGCUAGCCGGGGACGCGUUGGGUCUGGACCUGGUGAACAACCCCGACCUGGUGUCAAGCGACCCCGUGGUGGCGUUCAGGACGGCCAUCUGGUUCUGGAUGACGGCGCAGUCACCCAAGCCGUCGUGCCACGACGUAAUCACCAACCAGUGGACGCCGUCCGGCGAUGACCGUAGCUCCGGGAGGCUCCCCGGCUACGGCAUGGCCACCAACAUCAUCAACGGCGGUGAAGAGUGCGGCAAGGGCUACUCCACCGACAACGCCAAGGACCGGGUCGGCUACUACAAGAGGUACUGCGACAUGUUCCGCGUAGGAUACGGAGAUAACAUAGCCUGCAGGGACCAGAAGCCCUACGGAGGAGGUUAAGCACUGGAGACGAUCGACUGGGAGUACGUCGUCAUAAGCGGAUUCUCCUAGUGCUAGUACAGCUGCUGGUUGCUUGCUAAUGGCUAGCUUAGCCUUCGCGUACAUACGUAUAUGUACGUGAUACUAGUACGAAUAAAGCUAGCAGAGAGCGUUCGCGGAUAUCAUGUAACAGAUAUGAGUAUAUGACACAUGGUCGCUUAUCUCACAUGUUAUUGUGAAAUAAUAUUAUUACUGGUGGAACGAUGCCCCUAGUUAAACUGA
Oryza sativa Japonica Group (Japanese rice) is the source of this 1111-nucleotide messenger RNA. Lineage: Eukaryota; Viridiplantae; Streptophyta; Magnoliopsida; Poales; Poaceae. The record is from RefSeq and is a predicted model, not a curated record.